Aspergillus calidoustus is the source of this 765-nucleotide messenger RNA. NCBI's taxonomy places the organism in Eukaryota, Fungi, Ascomycota, Eurotiomycetes, Eurotiales, Aspergillaceae. The record is from the annotation of a GenBank genome assembly.
AUGUCUGGAAGCGCAGGCUACGACAGACACAUCACUAUCUUCUCAGAUCAAGGCCGUCUCUAUCAAGUUGAAUAUGCAUUCAAAGCUAUCACCGCCGCAAACAUCACCUCGAUAGGUGUGAGGGGGAAGAAUUGCGCCGUCGUGCUGUCUCAGAAGAAAGUUGCCGAUAAAUUGAUCGACCCAUCAUCUGUUACGCAUAUCUUCAGACUUUCCCCCUCGGUGGGCUGCGUCAUGACGGGCUCCAUCGCUGAUGCCAGAGCUUGCGUCGACCGUGCCCGCGGUGAGGCCGCUGAGUUCCGAUACAAGUACGGCUACGAGAUGCCAUGCGAUGUUCUUGCCAAGCGUUUGGCCAAUAUCAACCAGGUCUACACACAAAGGGCUUACAUGCGCCCGCUCGGAGUUGCCAUUACCCUAGUAUCUGUGGACUCCGAGAAUGGCCCACAACUUUACAAGUGCGACCCUGCCGGUUACUACGUUGGAUACAAAGCCACUGCCUCUGGCCCGAAGCAGCAGGAGGCGCUAAACCACUUGGAGAAGAAGCUAAAGAACAAGGAUUACGCAGAGGGCAGCUGGGAGGAAGUUGUCGAGCUGGGAAUCACCGCAUUGAGUAGCGUUCUGAGCGUGGACUUUAAGAAGCACGAAUUGGAGAUCGGUGUUGUCGGUGGCCCCCGAGCAGAUGGUCAGGAUGGCACAGAUCCUCACUUCCGCGCGCUGACGGAGGAGGAGAUCGACGAGCGGCUACAGGCUAUUAGCGAGAAGGACUAG